Marmota monax (woodchuck) is the source of this 3337-nucleotide messenger RNA. It is a transcript of the gene Josd1, whose product is annotated as Josephin domain containing 1. Gene Ontology annotation, molecular function: cysteine-type deubiquitinase activity. Bases 774 to 1382 code for a protein of 202 amino acids. The record is from RefSeq and is a predicted model, not a curated record. Gene Ontology annotation, biological process: protein deubiquitination. The transcript has 5 exons. Lineage: Eukaryota; Metazoa; Chordata; Mammalia; Rodentia; Sciuridae.
CGGAGCGCGCGCCGAUUGAGGGGCGCUGACGUCGGGCUCAGGUGCGCGCGCCCGUCCGCGCGUGGCCCAGGUGGCGGCUAGCAGCUCUAGGUGGCGACCCGCGGCGGAGAGGGGGCGACCCACGGCGCGAACCCAAGCUGUCCCGGGCCGCGGCGGGAGGACGAGAGCCCGCGCUUCCCGAGGAGCUGUGCCCGCCUCGCCACCGCGCCCGGGAGGAUGGAGGGCUGCCCCCGAGGCCCCAGCGCGACCCGCGAUCCCACGCUGGCCGGCCCUCGCUAGCUGCUUCGGUUGUGCGUUUUAUCCACCACCCAGGCCUUGUCUCCUGAAUCUGUGGCGUCGUGAUUCUAAAGAAAUGGAAGAAAAGGAACGAUGUGACCGAUUGUUUUUGGUCUUCCUGCUUUGAGGCCUGGUGGCAUUUUCAGGGAGGAAAGAAAAUACCGCAAGGAAAUAGUGUCUUUUAGGAGCAGGGAGGAAGGGGAGGGUGGGAAAAGGGCAACGGAUCUUACAUUUUAUAUGAGUUUUUAAAAAUUCUGCACUUUGACAGUGAUGGUGAAAUAAACUAAUCCAAAAGCUAUUUUUCUAUUGAGAAGAGAGAAGAGGUGGCUUUUCCCCACUUUUGAUUUCAACCUUUUCUCCCAGUGUCAAAGCAUAAAUGAUGGACACCAGAGAAUAAAGUGGACCUCAGGAAUCCUGAAAAGACUGAGAAGUUUACAUCUUCCUCAGGAGGGAAGAGUGGGUGUUUUCAACCCUCUUUGGAACCUCAAACGAAAAACAUGAGUUGCAUGCCAUGGAAAGGAGACAAGGCCAAAUCUGAAUCCUUGGAGCUGCCCCAGGCAGCACCCCCACAAAUCUACCAUGAGAAACAACGCAGGGAGCUUUGUGCCCUCCAUGCCCUCAAUAAUGUCUUCCAGGACAGCAACGCCUUCACGCGGGAAACGCUGCAAGAGAUUUUCCAGAGGUUGUCUCCAAACACCAUGGUGACACCCCACAAGAAGAGCAUGCUGGGAAAUGGGAAUUAUGAUGUGAACGUCAUUAUGGCGGCUCUUCAGACCAAAGGCUAUGAAGCUGUUUGGUGGGACAAGCGCAGGGAUGUUGGUGUUAUUGCUCUCACGAAUGUCAUGGGGUUCAUCAUGAAUCUGCCCUCCAGCCUGUGCUGGGGUCCACUCAAGUUGCCUCUCAAAAGGCAGCACUGGAUCUGUGUUCGAGAGGUGGGCGGGGCCUACUACAACCUGGACUCCAAGCUCAAGAUGCCUGAGUGGAUUGGAGGCGAGAGCGAGCUCAGGAAAUUUCUAAAACAUCAUUUGCGAGGAAAGAACUGUGAACUCCUGCUGGUGGUAGCGGAGGAGGUGGAGGCCCAUCAGAGUUGGAGAGCUGACGUGUAGCGCCGCUAGGUCCAACCCGCCCCUGCCUCGGUCCUCGAGCCCUCGUGAUGCGCUGUGGCCUCUGCAGUGGGUCCGCCCGGCCACCUCCCCAAACAUCUCAUCGGGUUUCCCCUUCAGACUUGCCAGUGCAAUAGGACGGAUGUGUGGACUGUUACAAGAACCCCCAGCAUUGUCUGUGCCUGGGGAAGGCAGGCGGGAGCUCUGAGGGCUUAGGGCAAGCCACUGAAGGCCUUCGUUUUAUUUUGGAGAAGAGAAGGAAAGGUGGGUCCGAGCUUAUUUUCCCCUUUCUAUGAGGACCUGACACAGGUUUUCUUGGAGUCCUCACUGCUGCUCCAGGCUCACCAGAGAUGCUGCCUCCACUUUCGUCUCCUGUGGCGCCCGUGUCUGAAGACGUAGUACACGCAAAGCCCAGUGACUGACUGAAGAACCCAGAGCAUAAGCGUCUCUCAGGAAACCAUCUCCAGAACCCCAGCAGCAGUGCUGCGUGCUGUCUGCAGUCCUAAUGCCACCCCUCCCCCCACUUUUGAGGGUGGUUUAUGGACAGCCUUGGAGUUUUAUAAUGAAAACUUCUUGAAUAUCCCAAGCCAGGUGGUUGAGUCCCCCAAGUCUAGCAAGACAGUGGUAAGAUAGACAUCUAAGAGGAUGUGGCUAAGCCAAACUGGGAAAAGCAUGGGGUGGCUUUCUUCACUCCAGUUUUGUCCCCACCAUUUCACUACAUUGAUUUAGGAAGCUCUGGGGCAAAACAUAAGGAAAAGGGGCAGUUUCCCCAGUUGGCCCACUCUGGCAAAAUCAGAAGAAACAUCUACCCUUGACAGGUUGGGUCAGCCAAAAUCACGUGAAGAGUUUAAGAGCAGCUGGAAUUGGUAGCUGGCCUGGGCUUGAAGCCUGUCACUGUAGUGACAAGCAACAGCCCUCAAAUUAGGUGGUCAUGUGCAUUUUGUUAUAGGACCUAGGUUUGUCAUCUUCUUGUAGUUUCCUUUAAAAAUCAGAGGAUUGACCUGCCUCCUACCUCUUGAAAUAGUUGUAGGCUACUUUUCUCUUGUAACUUUGGAAAACAAGAGGGGAAAUAAAUAAUACCACACGUGUCACCAAAGUGGCUGUGGUUGCCUCAAGACAGGAGGGCAGGCAGGGGUAACCUGGCCAGUUCUUACUGAUCACUGGUCUUGGCAGGUCUGAGAGCUGCCCCAUUGGCCAGACUUCUCUCCACCAGGAGAGCCAGCCUGGGGCUUGCAUGUGGAUCCUAAGCAAGUGUAAUGGGGAGGCUGAGGCACUCUCCCCACUGUGACUGGAGUGCAUGUUUACACCAGCACUUUUUCUGCACAUGUAUCUUCAAUCCAACAAGGCCGUUUUUUAAGCCAAGAAAGAGGCCCCAAGCCGCUACUGCACAUUAUGCCCUCAACAACUGGCCGUGGUCUCUUCUGCACCAUUUUCUACACCAGACCUGCUUGGCACCACAGGGAGCUCUCUACCCCUGCACAAUGACAUUCCAGCUAACACCAGCCAGAAGUUACAGCCAAUCUUGCUGAUUAAUCGUCACAAGCAGGACCUUGGGGUCCAUUGGCACUGUUGGUGAUUGUAAGCCAUUUCCUGGGAAGAGGAAAAAACUUCCCACAAAUCUGCUUGGGCCUGUGCAAAUGGCACUUCAAAGGAGUCCCAUGCACACGGAGUCCAUGAGCCAAUGGGAUAUGCAAAGACGCUUCGACUUUUCAGGGCUGGUUUCUCUGUUCAUAUCCAAUUCUGGUGCUUAGGAACAGGGACCCAUGCUGAUGCCCAAGGGCAAAAAGCCCCACUUCUUUUAAAGAAGGGAGCAGGCCUGACCCUGAUGCCCCACAAGGGGCAACCCUAGGCUUUUUCUUGCUUUUAUUCCCCCCUUUAUUUUUUCUGUUGGCCUUGUGCUGGGUUUGUUUACAAAAGAUGUAUUUUGUUUAACCAAAUAUUAAAAACAGUAAACUCCA